CUGUGAAGUCAACUACUGCUCAGUGUGGUGCCGAUUGCAGAAUGAAGAACAUGGUGAACCUUUCCCUUGGAUUGGGAUUGUCUAUAUUUCUUGUAAUAGGCUGUGCAUCGGCAUGUGAGGACAUAUUUCUACAAAACGAAGAUGAGGAAAUUGUCAAUGGAACAGUCUACACUACAAGAGGGGCGCUUUUGAUCCUUGUGUGCGAUGGGACAUGUCAGGGAGCUGGAUUCACCCCUAAUUUAAAAUGGUACACUCCAUCUGGAGAGAAAGUCUCAACAUUUCCUGGGAGGAUAAUGUCAGUGUAUCAACAAAGCAGAAGAAGCCGGAAGUUGUAUGUUCAGCGAUUCCGUUGGCGCGACCAGGGCACUUACAGCUGCGAGGGCCAAAUACACGGAGAGUUCCGGAAGUCGUCAGUGAAAGUCCUCAUUAGAGGCACUUCAAUUCGCCCGGUGAGCCCACGUCCGGAAACGGAAACAACCGAGUCACCUACAGACGAGUCGGAUGCACUGCCGUUACUCCCAGAUACGCUUGUUCAAUGAUAACCGCAGUUACAAUUUGUAGCUGUAUAUCAUCUACAAAUAAAGGUAUCUUGGGAA
Messenger RNA from Haliotis rubra (blacklip abalone), 596 nucleotides. RefSeq lists its product as uncharacterized. Lineage: Eukaryota; Metazoa; Mollusca; Gastropoda; Lepetellida; Haliotidae. The transcript is spliced from 4 exons. The coding region runs from base 42 to 539 and encodes 165 amino acids. The record is from RefSeq and is a predicted model, not a curated record.